AUGGCGCGUUCUCCUCUAGCUUCCUCACUUGUGGCGGUACUGCUUGUAACCGCGCUAUUCGCAUCAUGCGCACAGUCUAGACUCGUCUCCAACGGACUGCUCGGGAACCGCAUCCCGAACCGACCAGCUCAAGUCACCAGCACCAUCACUAGUACCGUGUCCGACCUAAAAAACGCGCUGCAAGCGCAAGUCAGUUCAUUGGAAGGGGCGCUGACGCAAUCGCUCAACAAGCUUGCAACCGCGUUGAACGACAACGCAUCCGCGGCGACAUUGGCACUUCAAGCGCAGAUAUCCGCCAUCCAGAGCAGCAUAGACUCUCUCAACGCACGCAUUGCGAACCUCGACCUUAUUCUAUACCUUAGAAUCACGCGACCCGGCGGCGUUGCUCCCCAGACGACUCCUGUCGCACUCCAGUCGCACAUCUUGUCGCUAAAAGGCAGCAUCCCCGCUCUCAACAAGCGCGCUACAUCGCUCACCACAGACCUGGCUAGCAUCCUCCCCAACCUCCGCGCAUUGCUGAGUCAGCGAGUGGCGGCGCUCAGUGAGAGGGUGGGUGCACUGAAUCUGGACGUGUCGGCGCUCGCUGCGCAGGUGGACGCGCUGAUCGCCCCGCUGAGUGACGCCCUUGGCGUGGCGGACCUCGUGGCUCUGCUGCCGCACCCAGCAGGCAUGCUGCGUGGCGGGCUCACCUCGGGCUCGGCGUACGCAGUGGCAUACCAGCUGGUGGCGACAGGCAUGGCGGAGGCACCGCAGGCGGCGGCCAUCUACAGCGGUAACAGCACGUGCGGCUAG
This is a messenger RNA of Closterium sp. NIES-65, 792 nucleotides long. Lineage: Eukaryota; Viridiplantae; Streptophyta; Zygnematophyceae; Desmidiales; Closteriaceae. The record is from the annotation of a GenBank genome assembly.